Messenger RNA from Cylindrotheca closterium, 387 nucleotides. NCBI's taxonomy places the organism in Eukaryota, Bacillariophyta, Bacillariophyceae, Bacillariales, Bacillariaceae. The record is from the annotation of a GenBank genome assembly.
AUGGAGAAGCUUUUACAAUGGACAAUCGUGGGAAAUACCGAGGCUGAGGCGACGCUACAAGCCAUUGACGUCAAAGGCAAGGGAAGGGAUGCAUUUAUCGCCCUACGCACCCACUACAAAGGUGAAAGACUCCUAGCUUACAACAUUGUAGAGGCAGAACACACCAUCAAGGACCUAUGCUACGUUGGAGAAAAGCCUACAAUGAACUGGUCCAUGUUUGAACGCAUGCUGAAGAAAGCAUACGCAGCAUAUGACAAACAUGAGGGGAGAGUAGUCCAUUCGGACGCAAUGAAACUACGUAGCCUACAAACCAAGGUUACCGCAUCAUUCCUACAACUGAACAAAACAGCGAUUGAUACGGAAAUUGGCAAACGGCCGAUGGUAUGA